AUGAUUCAACUUUCAUCCUCGAUUUCAUCGCUUUGUUUUAAAACAAAUUUAAAACAAACUGAAAUUGUUUCAUUACCUGAAACAAAACCUAUCAUGCACCCACAAGAAAAUAAUUUGAUUAGAAUGAAUCAUACAGAUAAAACUACACAAGGAAUUGACGCAAUUUCAACAGUAAGUGUUCAAGAUGCAGAAUUAUUAUUAUCAUUCAGUUCAAAUGCCCAAAAACCAAGAAAACUUCAUCCAAAAUUUCGACCAUAUAUUGGUGAACCAACUAAUAUUUCACUUUCGACAUUUGAUAAUUUAACAUUAUCAAAUAAUUCAGAACUUAAGCCUCGAUCUGGUUCAUUAUCUUCAACAUCGGAUGAAUCAUUAUCUGAUAUUUCAUCUACACCAUGCACAUCUCCAUGUUCUUUAUCAAAUGAUGAUUGCCAAUCAUAUCCACCUUCUUCAAGUACAACUCCAAUAUAUUCUCCACCAACAACAGAUAGUAAUAAUCCAGAAUAUCACAUUCUUUAUCUUAAUCUCAAUGGUGCAUAUCUUCCUAUUGCUCAAACUUCAUUUAUAGUUCAAACAACAUCACAAUCAACAAACCCAACAAUAUCAAAAUCUAUAACAAGAAAACAAUCCUUAACAUCAGAUCGGAAAAAGAACUAUGUUUGCUCAUAUGCUGGUUGUAGUAAAUCAUAUUUCAAAUCAUCGCAUCUUAAAGCACACGUUCGUUUACAUACUGGUGAAAAGCCAUUUUCAUGCUCAUGGGCAAAUUGUGACAAAACAUUUGCACGUUCGGAUGAAUUAAGUAGACAUCGAAGACGACACACUGGAGAAAAAAAACAUGUUUGUUCCGUAUGUCAAAAAGCAUUUAUAAGAAGUGAUCAUUUGGCUAAACAUCAAAAACGUCAUACAAAAUCAACACUAUUAUCUUGA
Molecule: messenger RNA, 924 nt
Organism: Rotaria sp. Silwood1
Lineage: Eukaryota; Metazoa; Rotifera; Eurotatoria; Philodinida; Philodinidae
Source: the annotation of a GenBank genome assembly